GUAUUGCACUUAUUCCGCAUGAUUUUGCACUCGAACAGUCUCGUCCUCUCGGCGCCAAUAUCAAAGUAAUCGGUGCAAUUUCACCAGAGCCUGCGCGGAGACUUCCAGAGUAUUUGGAUAAGUAUAUGAGUGAAAAUAAGGUCGUUGUAGUAGUCUCAUUUGGCUCAAUUUUCUCAGACUAUCCAACAGGCCUUGCUCAAAGUAUUGCGGAUGAACUAAGCCAAGUCUCUGCUGCUGUUUUAUGGAAAUAUUCUGGUGCACUGCCAAAAAAUCUCGGAAAAAAUGUAAAAUUAUUCCAUGGAUUCCUAGAAACGAGUGUUCAUUUAAUGACAUUUUAGGCCAUUCGUCUACCAAGGUUUUUGUCACCCAUGGUGGGUUGAAUAGCUUUCAGGAAAGUGUCUAUCAUGGGAUCCUAUGGUUCUCAUACCAAUGGCAGCUGACCAACCCAGACAAGCAGAUUUGGUACGACAUAAAGAGCUUGGUGUGGCCAUUGAAUGGAAGUCUAUAAAGGCCAAUGGCAAAGUGUUGCGAAAUGCUAUCAAUGAGGUUUUAAAUAACAAAGUUUAUAAGGAGAAUACUAAAAGACUUUCAACAAUAAUGAAAGACAGAAAACAGACCCCAAGCCAGGAGGGUGCAGAUUGGAUUGAAUAUGCAUUACGUCAUGAUGGUGCCCCUCAUCUCACCAGCGAAGCAAUCGAUUUACCAGAGUAUAAAUUGCAUAUGUUUGAUGUUUUCAUCUUCCUUGUUGUCGUAGUAUGCCUCGUUAUUUAUCCCAUACUACGUUUGUGCUGCUGUAUUUUUCGUGCUUGUGGGAGAAAGAUGCAAGUUAAGGAGAAGCAGACUUAACAAGCCUGGACGGCUUGACCUUUUUAAAACAUUUUCCAUUACUGGCGUAGAAACUACAACAUACAAACUACAAGAGAGAAAAAGAGAAGAAGAAGUAAAAGAGAAGCAGAUUUAAGCGUGGACCUUUCUUAAAAACAUUUUCCAAUUUCCAUUACUGGUGUAGAAACUACAACAUACAAACUACAAGAGAGAAAAAGAGAAGAAGAAGUAAAAGAGAAGCAGACUUAAGCGUGGACCUUUCUUAAAAACAUUUUCCAAUUUCCAUUACUGGUGUAGAAACUAAAAUGUUUUCGCUUCAGCUAUAACAUGGUCUGCAAUAUUAUUCCACUGUAUCAUUUAUUUAAAUGUAAAAAAAAUUAUAGUAAGUUUUUUUGCUGUGGCUUGC
Messenger RNA from Paramuricea clavata, 1231 nucleotides. The record is from the annotation of a GenBank genome assembly. NCBI's taxonomy places the organism in Eukaryota, Metazoa, Cnidaria, Anthozoa, Malacalcyonacea, Plexauridae.